Messenger RNA from Helobdella robusta, 1023 nucleotides. RefSeq lists its product as hypothetical. Bases 1 to 1023 code for a protein of 340 amino acids. The transcript has 2 exons. The record is from RefSeq and is a predicted model, not a curated record. Lineage: Eukaryota; Metazoa; Annelida; Clitellata; Rhynchobdellida; Glossiphoniidae. Gene Ontology annotation, molecular function: oxidoreductase activity.
AUGUUCAAACGCAAUGAGUAUCUGUGCGUGGACGACUCCCAACGAAUGUGCGUUCACAAUGCAAUGUCUUUGAUGAAGAAGAAGAAAGUAGGACAGCACAACGAAUACGACUUGUUCGUGCUUUUCCAUGAUGCUGAGAAGGCACCAUCCGCCCACAAUGGACCAAGUUUCAUCAUCUGGCACCGAUUCUAUUUACUCAUGUUUGAACUAGCCAUGCAGCGAUACUACAAAAAAUGCAUGAUGCCAUAUUGGGACAACCGCUUGUUAUCUCGAUCUGGUCCCAAUCCCAGGGAAUCAAUAAUGUUUUCAUCCGAUCUCAUGGGAAACGCCUUCGGGGAGGUGAAAACAGGAUUCGCUGCUGGCUUCUCGACGACUGAGUCAAUGUCGUGUCAAGAAAUUUCAAAAAACUUAUCGAGAGCCAUUCCAACUGACAUGGAAGGUCUAUUUCACGAAGACUUUACAGAUUUUCUCAAAAAAGCUUCAGAUUACAAGCAACUAUGUAUACCAUGGGAUGAUACAUUUGAAACAGUUCAUGGCUUAGUUCAUAUCUUCGUUGGUGAGUUGAUGUCAUACCUUGCCUGCUCUCCAAGCGAUCCCCUCUUUUAUCUCCAUCAUAGUUUUGUGGACUACAUGUAUGAAAAACACUUUAAACAAGAUCUUCAAAUAAGAUAUCCGAAUGCCAAUAUAUCUUAUCCAAACAUAUAUGAAAAAACGGAAUUGGACGAUGAGUAUGCGGGUGACAGCAUUAUGAUGCCCUUUGGAAUAUUACACGAUGAUAUGAUGGGCAACAACUAUUUCAAUCCAUCUUAUGAAGUUUCUCCUGGUGAUGUUCAAUGUUGGAAAGAUGACGACUGUUGUUCAAACAAAAAUACAGAAUACGUCUGGUGCAACAGAAAAACAAAUAAAUGCGCAGCCAAGAUUCAGCAGGGUGGUCGCGUGAAAUCCGGCUUUUCAGCAAACGCUUGUUAUUGCAAAAAACCUAAACUUCCUGUUAUUAAAGACAACUUAUGUGAUUGCGAAUAA